GGGAGAAGUGAGCAUCAGUGACAGAAACACAGUUUUGAGCAAGAAGGGGAAACUAGUCUUGCUAAAAUCUUUUGGUGGACUUGUUUUUCUGCAGAUUUCUUUCUCAUCAGGGGGCGUUUGGACCAGUGUGACUGCCAUGCCUUUAUACACAGUGACUGUUUCCACAGGGAGCCAGUGGUUCGCAGGGACUGAUGAUUAUAUCUACAUCACACUGGUGGGCACAGAGGGGUGCAGUGAGAAGACGCUGCUGGACAAAGCUCUGUACAACGACUUUGAGAGGGGGGCGGUGGACUCCUAUGAUGUGAGGGUCGGGGAGGACCUGGGUGAGAUUGUGUUGGUGAAGAUUGAGAAGAAGAAGUACUGGGUGCUGGAUGACUGGUACUGCAGGUACAUCUCAGUCAAAACCCCAUCCGGAGACCAUGUAGAGUUCCCCUGCUUCCGCUGGCUGGUGGAUGACAAAGAAGUGGUGCUGCGGGACGGAAGAGCACAUCUGCCUCAGGAUGAUAAGACCAGCCUGGUCAAGCAGCACAGGCAAAAAGAGCUGGAAAUGAGGAGGAAAACAUACAGGUGGAAGGAGUGGCAGCCAGGCUUUCCUAUGAGCAUAGAUGCUAACAGACACAAGGAUUUGCCACGGGACAUCCAGUUUGACAGUGAGAAGGGAGUGGACUUUGUUCUGAACUACAGUAAGGCAAUAGAGAACCUGUUUGUGAACCAGUUCAUGCACAUGUUCCAGUCCUCCUGGAGUGACUUUUCUGACUUUGAGAGGAUCUUUGUGAGAAUCAAAAACACAAUUCAGUAUGUGAUGCAACACUGGAAGGAGGACUUCAUGUUUGGUUAUCAAUUUCUAAACGGUUGCAACCCCGUAAUGAUCCGAAAGUGCACCAAACUCCCCGACAAGUUUCCUGUCACUCAUGAAAUGGUUUCUGUCAGCCUGGAGAGGGAGCUGACUCUGGAGCAGGAAAUAGAGGCAGGUAACAUCUACAUCAUAGACUUCGAGGUGUUGGACGGCAUCAGUCCUAACUCAACAGACCCGUGCACACUGCAGUACCUGGCAGCUCCAAUCUGUCUACUCUACAAGAACGCCCAGAACAAGAUCCUGCCCAUAGCCAUACAGCUUGGGCAAUCUCCGGGUGAAGACAACCCGAUCUUCCUGCCCACUGAUGGUCAGUACGACUGGCUGCUGGCAAAGAUCUGGGUCCGAUCAGCCGACUUCCAGUACCAUCAGACCAUCACACACCUGCUCAGGACUCAUCUGAUGACAGAGGUGUUUGCUAUUGCUAUGUACAGGCAACUCCCUGCUGUUCACCCUGUGUAUAAGCUACUUAUCCCACACAUUCGUUUUACCAUCGCUAUCAACACCAAGGCCAGGGAGCAGCUCAUCUGUGAGUGUGGCAUCUUUGACAAGGCAAACGCAACAGGUGGAGGUGGUCAUGUCCAGCUGGUUCAAAAGGCGGUAAAGAAUCUGACCUUCAGGUCUCUGUGCUUCCCGGAUAUCAUCAAAUCCCGUGGUGUGGACAACACGGAGGAGCUGCCCACCUACUUCUACAGAGACGAUGGCUACAGAGUUUGGGAGGCCACCAAGAGUUUUGUGUCUGAUGUGGUGCACAUUUACUACAGCAGCGAUGAGACACUGCAGGGAGACGAAGAAAUCCAGGCCUUCGUUAAAGAUGUGUGCAGCUUCGGUAUGCAGGACUUCGAUCACUGCGAGUUUCCCAAGUCCCUGAAAACCCGUGAGGAGCUGAUCGAGUAUCUGACCGUCGUUGUAUUCACUGCUUCAGCUCAGCACGCAGCAGUCAAUUUUGGACAGUAUGACUGGUGUUCCUGGAUCCCAAACGCUCCAUCCACCAUGAGAAAGCCUCCGCCCAACAAGAAGGGCCUGGCAAAUGUGAACUUGAUCAUCGAGAGCCUCCCAGAUCGCGGACGUUCCAGCUGGCACCUGGGGGCUGUCUGGGCCCUCAGCCAGUACCAGGAGGGUGAGCUCUACCUGGGCAUGUAUCCUGAUGAGCACUUCAUAGAGAAGCCAGUGAAGGCGGCCAUGGAGAGGUUCAGGAAGCAGCUGGCAGAGAUAACCAGCUCCAUCAAGAAGAGGAACGAUGGGAAGAAGCUGCCCUACUAUAACAUGUCCCCAGACAGAAUCCCAAACAGUGUCGCUGUUUAAAGAAUAAAAUCUGGUCUGUACUUCAUAUUUUGCAAAGAGCACAUUGAGGAUAUUACUGAGUCUGUCUAAAUAUGCCUUUACAAACAUAUAUUUGUCACCAGAGUGUGAUUUUGAUACUUCUAUAUAUUUAAAUGUAUAUGUGCUGAUGAAAAAAUCCAAAUUGCAAACUGUUUCUACAUUGUUUUUGUCACUGAAAUUUAGUUUAGAAUGCUGAAAAAACAUGCCAUGGCAUAGUAUGUCUAUAAAAAGAAAUUGUAUAGUGUGCCAUUGUAUGUUGAAAAAAGUGCCAACAUAUAGUAUUCCGAAAAAAAAACCUAGAGCAAAGUAUGUCGAUAGAAGUCAUAAAAACAUAGUACAGUACGCAACCCCCCCACCCCACAAUACAGCAUGUUGAAAAAGCCAUAGUAUAGUAUGUCAUAUAAAAAAAACAUUAAAAAGUCAUAGCACAGUAUGUCGAUUAAAAAAUCAUAUCAUAUGGUAUACAAAUCAUAAGAUAGCAAAAGCACAAUUAUUGUUAUUUGCGGGGGAUUAUAAUCUAAUCAAAACAUUGUUACUAUUUUAUAUUCCAUUUCCACCAAUAUGUCCUCCUAAACCCUACACUCUGGACCUGUGAAUUAAGAAAACAUGAUGAAAAAACACAAAGCACUAAAAGUAACUUAAUUUUUAUUUGGUUGUUCUUUUUUAAAUUCUACAUACUUUGUUCAAUAAUGGGAAAUUAAACUGAAAACACAUCAAUAUUUCUUUUAAAAACAUAAGUACUUUUUUUUACCAGAUUCUUUACAGUUACUAUUCCAAAGAAAAUUCACAGACAAACUCGUGGAAUGAUAUCAUAAGACAGGGGAACAGUCAUACAUGUUCAAGUCCAGUCAGUAGUAAACAAAUGUAGCUUUAUGCAAGUUACACUUUUUCCAGACAUGAUCAAAUGUAAGUGAUGGGGUAAAGACAGAGACAAAAACCUACAAAUAAAAUACUGGGGCCGUGAGGUUGAGAAGGUACCUUUCCUUCUCAGCCGAUGUGCUGUUCAGGAGGAUUUUAAAUUGAAGAAAUCAAGUUGAUAGAGACACAGAGAAAGAAAGAAAAGCUGCUCUCAGAGAGGAACAUGCCUGUGUGUAAAAGCAUCCUAAAGUGGCCUCAAAACGCGCCCCCAGACCUCAUAAAAGGAGCCAGCUCCUGCGAGUAGAAAGUAUAAAAAGCACAAUCUACAUCUUCAACCUGCCAUCUCAACGACACGUCAAAAUAUUCCACGUUUUUUUAUGUGAAAAACACAAAAUGUUUAACUGCGACGCUGCGGUUAUAUUCUGCAUAAUUAAACCUCAUGAAGUAAUUGAAAAAGGGAGACAGAAGGGAGACAGAAGAGCUUCACAUGAGGUUGUGCAACCAAACUUUUAACAACUCUAAUAUCUAAAGUGCAAAACGAAGAGUGAAAGUUGAAGUUCUGGUAUGUAAGUCUGGGAAAAAAUAAAGAAGUGUAAGUUGCAUAAAAUUACUAAUGAAAGUUUUUUUUUUUUUUUUCAAAUGAACAAAUUGUAUUCUGUUUUCUUUUAAAAAUAAAUACAACACAAAAUGAAUAAAUCAUCAUUUUAUACCCAGAGGACACCCUGGACAUUAAACACCAUUACAUAACUAUAGAAUAGAAUAACAACAAAAGGGUAAUUGCACUUUUUAUCUGUCUAAUUGCACUGAGCCUUGUGGGUAUCAAAGUUUCAGAGAAGCUUCUCGUUUACUAGGUUGUAAUCCAACUUGACACAACAACUCCCUCGGCUCAUAUUAUGUAUUAAAAUUAUAUUAGACUCCAGAUCUCAAGUCACCGUGGGGCAUAUACACAAGUGCAGUAUGAAUUGUUGCAAAAAACAAAGCGCUGAUUUCAUUUAUUGCUGCUGCUGCUGAGCAGUAAUUGUCACAUACUAUGUUGCUGGACCAUCAUUUGUUCACAGACAGUUUACUGGUAUCAAAGACAUGUUUUUAAAAAUGUGUGUGUCGCUGGAAUGGCUGUGAGGCUCAACAUGAGCCCGGCAUCGCUGUGCUCCCACAUACACAAAAGCACUUACAAUGACUGUAAGCCCAAAACACAUCGCCCUGAGAAAUCAGCUGCUGCCUAUGCCAGACUGCACCAUCAGCAGGUGGCGCUCCAGUCAGCUCAUCAAUGAGAGGCGGGCCAGGCUGUAUACCUGUCACUGCAACAAAUGUAUGGAUGUAUUGCGUUGCUUUUAAUGCAAAAUAAACUACCAUUGAUGAUGAAUAAGACAACCUCUAAAAACAGUCCUGACUGCUACAUAAUGCAGUGUUUAAGCGGUGCUUUCUUACAGAGAUGAAAAAAAAGAGUUGUUGGUAUAACCCAUUUCAUUUCAGCCACAUAAGGCUAGAUAGAGAAAACACUCAAUCAAAUGGGAGGCAGCAUGCUGGCUGUCUUGUGAUUAAAUUCUAAAAUAGACACUCCACCAUGUGAUAAGACUCUGGGGAGAAGAAACAAGACACUUUCGCUGAAACUGAGACUCCUGCUCGUCUGAAAUGCUUGGUAAUUAUCCAAUACGUCACAUUCAAACAUCAGAUCUUAUGCUCCAUGAAGAAGUGAUCACUGAAGGGGUGGAAAGCUUAUUUUGCAGUCAAAUUGAAAUACACACAGUUACAGCCUGCCUGCUUUUAAAUAAAAACUAUCUAUUCAGGGUGAAUCAAUGCACUGGCUGCACAGAGGGAGCGAUGGACAGGCAGACUGAAACUAGGCAGCUGUGGAUUUCUCAGGGCACAUCCUGUGACUAAGCAAACAAAUCAACACAUUAAAAACUGCACAUGGAAUAUCACACUGUAAAUACUGUGUCAUUCGCAUGA
Molecule: messenger RNA, 4984 nt
Organism: Plectropomus leopardus (leopard coralgrouper)
Lineage: Eukaryota; Metazoa; Chordata; Actinopteri; Perciformes; Serranidae
Source: RefSeq, a predicted model, not a curated record